AUGGAAGACCCGGUCAAGGAGAUUCCCGCAGUCAUCCACCUCCUCACGCAAUCGCCGCCGUCGAUCCAGCGCGCAGCAAUCGACAAGUACUUUACGCCCGACGCGGAGUUCUCGCAUCCGCUGUGUCGAACGUGGAGCUGGCCCAACUCGCGGGGGCUGAUCCAGGCGGUUUACAGGUGGUACAAGAUUCUCAGUCCGCGCAUCGACUUGACGGUGCAGAGUGUGGCAUUCGAUGAGGCGAAUAUGACGCUCUAUGUUACACUCUUUCAGGUGUUCCGCAUCUGGGCGGUUCCUUUCUACUAUGCGCCGGCGCGGCUCACGACGGUGCUUAGUCUGCGGUAUUCGGCGGGCAUGGGCAGGUAUUACAUCACAAAGCAGGAGGAUCUGUACCAGGUGGAUCAGUGGAUACGGUUUAUUGCGCCGGGCGGGUGGGUGGUGAUCUGGAUGCUGCAGGCGUGGGCGACGGUGGCGUGCGUGCUGGGGACGUGGGUGCUGUGGCCGGUGACAUGGGGCGAGGAGCACUGGGGCUGGGGCGAGGGCGUGGGCAUGUCGAGCAGGCGGCGGGCAGUGAAGACGGGGGGAAAGGAGGGCUCGGGCUCGCACUCUCCCCCACGACAUCGCAACACUGCCGCCGACGACGACCCGCAGUAUCACUACGAAAGCAUCCAAGACACCCAAGCCGGUGCGCCUGCUAGUCCACUCCACACGCGACGCAGGCCAUCCCGGACCACGUCGGGCGCCAAAGCUUCCCCGCGCUCAGCCUCCCCUCCCUACACCGACGACCAGCACCAAGGCGAUAAGAAGGCCAAACCACCUCGAAACUCUCUCAAGAAGCUUCUCCGACGCGACUCGCAUCACGCCGAGUUGUCGCCCGCGCCCCGAGGCGGACACGACGGUCCCGACGACGAGGAAAGCACCGUAGGAUACAUUCCCAGGCUGGGUCCGAUACGAGAGAGAAGGACCAGCAUGCAAUCCAGACGUCGAGCCAGCUCCACCGUCAGCUCCACCGGCAAUCCGAAAGCGCUGCGUCGGCGACGUACAGAAGACAGUGCUGUGAGCCGCUCACGCGGCCAGCGCAAGCAUGCUUCUACACACCGCUCCGGUGGAAAGCUCGCACAGCUCACCGAACCUUCUUCAGCGUCCAGCGUCUCCCAGCUUGGUCCUUCUUUCCCCUCUACCGCCCCCUCUACGGCUCCUAGUGAUGGUGGCUUGGGCACUGAAGGCCCAUUCAUGGCGGCAGAUUCUCGGCUUGCUGCUGGCCCGAAUGCUACCUCACAGACAGCAGCACAGACUGCUGGCCCCACUGUGCCUCAUUUGCCUCACCAAGAAUUCCGUAAAUUCAAGAAGCCCCUCUAUGCGAGCAGCUUUGUGCAUGGCCCCAGAAACGAUGACGAGGAGCCGCCAGACCAGAAGACGGAGACAGAGACGGAAGAUGGCAAUGAGCCUUCCAAGGCCGCUGCAAGUGAAGCUGCUUCUUCUGCUGCUGCUGCUGCUUCUUCUCCUCAAACUCCAUCUACGGCUGCCAGCCAGAAUAAUGAUGUUCACGCCAAGCGACUCCGGCAGCAGGAACGCGAGCUGGCCAAUCACAUUCUGAAAAACCCGAAGCCGCAAAAGGAGUCGCAGGCCAAUGCAGGCACGUCGACGCCUACUACUCAGGCCUAUCCGCACGCGCCCAUGCCCAUGUAUAGCCCCCAGGUCUUGUACCCGGCUGCCUCGCCAUCCGUGGUGGGUACGCCCAACCCGCCACAGGGCUGGCCACCCAUGCCCUCGCCGUUCCCAACUCCGCUGGCCAUUGGCUAUGCGCCCCAUCAGUCGCCCAAGACGGUGCCUGCGUAUCCGCAUAGCAUGGUCAAACAGCACAUGCCACCAUUGCCCUUUUCGCCUCAUCACGCGCAACCACAAAGGUAUCAGCAACAUGCAUCAUCACCACCACCACUGCCAUCAACAACAACAACCACUACGGACCAGGCCAAGCCGCCCAUGACGGGCUAUGCGCUGCUGGCCGACGAGCUUAGCGCAGCCUCGGCAGACAACACCGCCCCGAGAGAGAGGGCUAACAUUGUGCCCGUGUACCGCAAGUUUGAGCACCUGAAUCACCGCGUGUUACUGCACCUGCAAGACGAGACGUGUGAGCUCGAGGAAGAGCUGCGUCGCCUCGACGAGUGCAUUGCCCACCUGUCGCCCAAGGACCCGUCAGGCUAUGCAUAUCCCGCGUCGAGGCGAAACGACGCUCGCUACGGCGGCGAGUUGCACUUUAAGCGCACUGAACUGCUAGGCCGCAUUUUCCAGAAACUCGAGCAGUAUAACAAGGCCCUGGCCUCGUUUAGCAGCAUUUCGAGGCACCUUGGCCCAGCCAGCCCAAACGACAUUGAGAAUUACCGCGAGUGGAUGGAUCAACAUGAACCCAUUGAUUAUGCAGAAUCCCUGUUCCUCGAGCGAGACGCCGAUCUCGUAGCCAUUCCACGGAAGACAUCAUCGCCAUCAUCAUCAUCGCCAUCGUCAUCAUCGUCAUCAUCAUCAUCAUCAUCAUCAUCAUCAUCAGUCAGCACCACCACCGCCGCUGCCCAAGAGGGCCGACAACACUACCCAGCUGCCGUGUGGUUCCCACUAAUGCUUAUUCUACCACUCAUGUCCUUUGCCAUAGUGCCGAGCCUGCUAGGGCGUCUGAUUGUUAUCGCGGCCAUGGUUGGCGUGCAACUAAAAAUGGUCACGUCGGCACCCGAGCUCAAAAGCUUCUUGUCCGCCAAAGACUGGACGACUGCCGCGUCCGUGUAA
This is a messenger RNA of Exserohilum turcica Et28A, 2775 nucleotides long. RefSeq lists its product as uncharacterized. The transcript is spliced from 7 exons. NCBI's taxonomy places the organism in Eukaryota, Fungi, Ascomycota, Dothideomycetes, Pleosporales, Pleosporaceae. Bases 1 to 2775 code for a protein of 924 amino acids. The record is from RefSeq and is a predicted model, not a curated record.